UAAUUAAAAAAUCAUUGAAGAUUGUGAUGUUUUGCAAAAUUACCAGUUUAUCUAAAUUCAUGGAUUGUAUAUAAAUUCGUUCCACAGUUCAUGGAUCGAACAUUGUUAAUUUUUUGAUCAAAAAACAAUAUAUGUAGUUCGAUUCGAAAAUGUUAAUAAUACAACGCUUGCUCAUAUUAUAUGGGAUAAUACUUUGUGCAGAAGGUGCUCGAACGUGUCCCGACAAAGCGACCAAAGCGCAUUUGACGCGGUGUGACAUGUACUACAGAUGCAAGGUGAUGGAAUCGGAUAACAUCAUUUGGAGUGCAAAAAAUUGUCCAAAUGGUUUAGUUUACGAUGUAAAUUAUGGAUAUUGUGUUUUACCCGGUGAUGAUUGGGAAUGUCAAUUGGAAACGGAAAGUCGAUCAUCAAGUGCUGACGACGACAAUGUGUAUGGUGUGAAUAAUUUGAGUUAUUUGAAAGAGCAAGUGAAAGGAUAUGAUGCUGAUGGUGACAAAACAGAUGAAGAAGACGAAGAAGAAUUAAACGACGAUGAUGAUAACGAAAAUGUAUUGAUAACGAUGACAAACAAUGGAACGAUGUCAUUUGAAUCGAGUGCGUAUUCGAAUUCAAGUGAAAAUGAAAUCGAAUCAAGUGGUGACGGCGAAGAUGAAGAUGAUUUAGAAAAUAAAUCAAGUUACAUUUCCAUUCCAAAUAACUCUGAUGGUUUAGUUUCAUCACAAUUGCAGCGAUUAUCUCAAUUGGUACGAAAGGUGAACAAUAAUCAGCAUUCCGAUCUAACACCUGAUGAUUUAAAUCAAUAUUUGUCCUUACAUAAAUUGGUUCAUCAAAAGUAUCCGAGUAAUACCAAAGCUGAACCGGUGCCACACAAUAAAUUGAUUGAAGAACAUCAUUUGAAGCAAAUUUUAGAUUUACAGAAAAGACUAAACAAUUUGGCAAAUACACGAAAUACAUAUUCAACACCGCCAACACCGGUAAAAUUCACAGUCACCGGAAAUGGUGUUUAUCCAGCCGAUGCUACGACCGUUCACAUCAAGGCAACAAAUGCUUUAAAAAAUCCACGAUUUCCCGAUGGCGGACAUUCAACAUCACAAAUUGUGGUCAAUCGACCCGGAGGUUCCGUUGUUUUUAGAUUACCACAUUCCGACUAUCCAACGACAAAAAAACCAAGUAAAAAGAAACCAGAAAAUCAUAUAAGUGAAAACACACUGAAAACUUUAUUGGAAUUAACAAAAAAUAUGGCAAAUCAAGCACCAAACACACCAAAUUUUGUGCAUUCAUUAGAACCGUCGAAUAGUUAUGCGCAACCAAUUAUUCAACCAGUUCUUUAUAAUUUUCCAUGGGAUAAAUUGCCGAUGUCUUCAUUAUUUGGUGCUUUAACUUCGCAAAAGUUCGAUAAAACCCAAAAUGAUGAUGUGUCAAUGGAGAAAAUUUCAUCGGUGAGAGUAAGUGUGCCGACAACACCAAAUGAAUCAAGUGAACCUGACGAUACUGGUCCAACAACAAUUAUCCACAAUCAUGUUCCUAUAACAAUAGCUCAUCCAAGCCCAUCGAAUUCAAUUGUAAAUCGCUAUCAUGUCACCGCUUCAACAACACCACGUCCAAUCGACGAUCGGUACGAUAGCUAUGGGAAUAAAAAACCAGAUCAUACCGAUUUGAAUAAUUAUUAUCCCUAUCCACCAUUUUCGGAAAAUCAGCAAAAAAAUCCAUCAUUUAUAGAAAAACGUCCAUCAGUUGUAAGUACCAUGCCUACUUAUUAUACAUCUCCAUUUUCGACACAGCAAACAAGUUAUAAUGCAAAUGUAGAGCAACCUCAAUACAUUCAAAUUGCUCAAUCACAACCGGAUCGUUAUAUUCCCGUCUAUCCGACAAAUACCAUUGUUAGCAAUGCGAUGCGCCCAAUUCCAACGUUUGCAUCAAUUGACGGCGGUUAUACACAAAAAUUCUUUUCUGCAUACACACAACAACCACAUAUAGGUGAAAAUAAUGUAAACGAAAUUGUGCACAUCAAUCAAAAACCACCAUAUCCUACAUUAAGACCCGUAAAUUACGUUCCCAUCGCAACAGCAUCGAGUCCAACGCCAAGCUAUGCUGAUCCACCUGAAUCAUUUGGGCAAUAUCAUAAACAUCCAUUAAUCGCCGAUAAAAUCGAUCAUUUUAUUGAUUCGAAUGAACCGAGUGAUGGUGGCAGCAGUAACAACGCAAACAAUGACCAAUACGAAAACAAUGACGACUAUGUGAACACAAAUGUAGAGCAAAAUAGUAAUGAAAACGUGAUGGAUGUGUUAGCAAAUUAUAAUUUCCAUAAAAAAACAAAUUCAAUGGAAAGCAUCGGUAGUAUGGGCGGCGGCGGCAGCAGCAGCAGCAGCAAUGUUGGUGUUGAUUCACAAAUCAUAACGAAUAUUGGUGGUGAAAAAAAGCCAAGCAAUAAAUAUAAGCCCACUCAAAUCCAAGGUAACCACAAGCAAUUUGUCAAUUUAAAUGGGAAUUUCAUGAGUUUAGAAACCUAUCAACAAACAAUUGAACCAUAUUUACAAAAAAAUUCGGCAUUAUCAUCACAAAUUGAGGUAUUAACGUGUGCAACUGGUGUACGACAAGCAAAUAGCACCGAUUGUACACGGUAUUUUGUGUGUAAUGAAAAGACCGGCAAAAUCUUAAGUUAUUCAUGUCCACCAUAUACGGCUUUCAGUGGCGAAACAAAAAUUUGUACAGCCGACACAUAUGCGAAAUGCUAUGUAGGCGAUCUAAAUCAAAUUGAUAGCAAAUUCUCGCCUCAAAUGUCCAUGAUGGAAGCACAUCGCAUUAAAUCGGAAGCAGUCAAAGCACAGCAGCUGGCACAUUUAAUCAAAUUAGAAACGAAUAAAAUUCUUAGUGCUGCACAUCAAGUGCGAUACAAACAACAAACAAAUGGUGGAAAAUCGACGACACAAAUGGUACAACAAACACCAACACGACCAUCGAAAAUUGGCCAACAACCAGUAUAUCGGAAACCACAAAUAAAUCAAACACCAGUUACACCGCCACAAAGACAAAACGUUAAAAAUGGACAAUCGAAGAAAAAACCACAGGGAAAACGCAAAGUUCCAUGCCGAACAGAAGGAAAAUUAGUCGAUAAUUUAUCACAAUAUCAUUACUUUUUAUGCUUUAAAGAUCAACAACAAAAGAUGCGCGCACGACGACUUCAAUGUCCGGCAAAGUUAACAUUCUGUCCGUCCAGUCUGGUAUGCACUUCCAUCGAACGAUGUUCGAAGAUACAAUGAGAAAAAGUGCUCAUUUUUUUGAAAAGUACCGCAUUUCACUAUAAGAAUUAACAAAUGUUCUUUUUUGAGUAAAAUAGAAUGUUUUUUUAUUUCAU
This is a messenger RNA of Contarinia nasturtii (swede midge), 3355 nucleotides long. RefSeq lists its product as uncharacterized. Gene Ontology annotation, cellular component: extracellular region. The transcript has 3 exons. The record is from RefSeq and is a predicted model, not a curated record. Gene Ontology annotation, molecular function: chitin binding. The coding region runs from base 150 to 3260 and encodes 1036 amino acids. Lineage: Eukaryota; Metazoa; Arthropoda; Insecta; Diptera; Cecidomyiidae.